Molecule: messenger RNA, 10083 nt
Organism: Alexandromys fortis (reed vole)
Lineage: Eukaryota; Metazoa; Chordata; Mammalia; Rodentia; Cricetidae
Gene: Stx19
Product: syntaxin 19
Exons: 3
Coding region: 4818-5699 (293 amino acids)
Biological process (GO): intracellular protein transport; synaptic vesicle fusion to presynaptic active zone membrane; exocytosis
Cellular component (GO): SNARE complex; presynaptic active zone membrane; synaptic vesicle
Molecular function (GO): SNAP receptor activity; SNARE binding
Source: RefSeq, a predicted model, not a curated record
CAGACGAACUGGUUGGUUACAGAGCAAAUGUACAAUCAUGGCAACGGAAGUGUCCGUUUCAUGGUCUCUGUUCCUAAAACUUAAAUCUACUGAGUUUAGAAUAAGCUGGUUCAGGGAUUACUGUAGCAUAUAGCAUAGAUGUCAUAACUUUUCACAGUUACUGCUCUACAAUCCACUGUGGAAGUACUGGCUACUAAAAACAGCAAAAACAACAAGUACAAGCAACCACUAGACAAAUAAUAAAAACUACCAAUAGAAGAAGCAGUCAACUUCCCAGCGCCCACAGACAACAAUCCAGACCUUUCCUUCUUGAAAACAAUGCUGGUGAGAAUGUGAGUUCCAGUCCAUGUCACACCAGAGUAACUGGACGAAGCAACGACGGAAAUCAAUAUAGACACUUUUCCUGUUCCACCCCAUUCUAGACACAAGCAUUUUCACUAUUUCUUAGUUCAGCUUCAUGUUGUUUCUGUUCGAAAAUAUAAACAUAUUUUUGGGUGGUAUUUCAAAGUUUACAACUGAGCACUGUGGAGAACAUAUUUCUUUCGUACCAUGAUUUUUUUCCCUGGACACAAAAUUCAAUCCUGAAAUUAUCUUGAUGCAGAAUAAAGAAAUCGGGACUUGACUCUGAUUUGCAAAGGGACACAUCAUACAGGUGAUCCAGUGUCCAUUCACCAAUCCUGCAUGGAAGGAUUUCUUCUUCAUCUUCACAGAAGAGUACUGGGAAGGAGUGGUUUUAUUUGGAUAAGGAGGGGAAGAGAACAGACUUGAGGGAGUGGAAAUCUAAAGACAAUCUAAAUUUUACUUUAAUUGCAGCAGGUGUUCAUCCCACAUCUUCAGUGGGGGUGGGAACACCAAAAAACUAAAGGGUUAGAAAUAGGACACUAUGGAAGAAUUUCAUUCCUACAUUUUCCUGUAAGUACUUCUUCCUGGUAGAAUUAAUUUUGAAUUUCAAUACUGGCAUAAUAAACAGUAGUACCAUAUAGCUGUUAUUCUACAUUGAACAUUAUAGAAACUAACUCUAAAGUAAAAACAACAGUAUAGAAAGAAAAGUGAAGCGGAAGUUUCGAAGACAAAAGUCUUCUAAUUUUGUGAGUUAAGCCCUGUGGGAUUUCCAAGAAGAGACUUCAACCAUAAAUGGAAUCCAAAACGCUGCACAUGAGGCUGCAUUCCAUUCCCGCUCAUGCCUACUUCAUUCUGUACUUUCACGUUUUGAAAUCUCCAAAGAAACCUCUGUUUAGAUACACCAGCAGUUUCUGGAAGUAAGGCAUUCUGCAGGUAGUGUGGACUAGCAAAGUACAGAGAAUGUACUCAACCUGUGUGGGCAAUUUAACAAGGACUUCCUGUUACCAAGGACUUCCAGUGAAAAAUGAUCUCCCUUUAAUCUAAGGAACAGGGGAGAAACAGGCAGAACCAGAUUCUCCAGGUGUGAAGUAAGCAAUCCGCGCUCCUCAUUUGAUAGUAACAGCAAAUGUACAACUUUAUCUCCAAUGUAUUUGACUUCACUGUUUGGCUUUCAAUUAACUGUAUGAGAACCAUAAAGAAAGCCCGUGCCUUAGAAGUGAUUUAAGCACCGGGAUCGAGCAUUACACCCCAUGGCACUCGGAUUCUCUCUCAGAUUAAGAACUCUAACACCACGGGUGGGAAAACAAGAACAAGACAGUAAGGUUCUUCCUUUUCCACUAAGAGUCACUAAGGGGAGUUUCAGGCACAGUGGAAGAGUUUAAGUGAAAUUUGUAAUGAAAUAAGAUGAGCGUGAGAGGAUGUGAAAGAGGAAACGACACUCAGGAGACUAUGACAGUAAUCCAAGUGAAAUACUAAUGUCUUGGACCAGACUGGAAGAGGUGGAGGGCUCCAAACACACUAAGUAAGAAAGGCUGAAAAGUUUUAUUGUUGUUUGGAAAUGAGCUAAAGUAUAAAAUACUGAAGAAGAAAAAAAAAAACACUCAAGAAUGACUCAAGCUUUUGGAUUGGAGUCACUGAAAGAAAAGAGCAGCCACUGACUGAGCUAGAACAAUCUGGGCACAGAGACAGUGAACACUCAUUUCAGAUGUACACACCUUAAUGGGACUCAGCAAGCAGACAGGGGUUUUAAGAGGAAUCCAGACCGGAGAACCAACCUGGAAUCAACAGUAUUUGGUACCAAUAUUAAAAAUAAUGGAGGACAAUAUUCACUUUAUAAGCAUCCCAAUAUUCAGAGGUAGGAGAGAUUAAAAGCCAGGAGCCUGUGGGAGGGUGGGAAAGAAAGAACCAGGGAUAAAAGGUAAAACGCUUCUUUGGACACUGUCUCAAAAACUGAUUUAGUCAGCUGUGGCUGUAGUCAUAUUGCUUCUACCUUCAGAAACAUGUUCCAAUGAUUACCAUGUAUUCUGUCUCUGUUUUUAUUAUUCAACUCACUCAUGAACCAUUCUGCGAUCCUGGGAAACAAUCCUAUACAAAACAAGUUAAAACAAGCUUUGGAAUGCAAAAUUCAUGCCAAUGCCACAUUUGCUCUUCAUGUGUUUCCUGCUGAGCCUAUGGUAAACUCACAUGCCUUAUCCUGCAUACAACUCAACUACCAUCUGCUUCCUAUCUACCUGUCUGAUUUCUUUCCCCUGUUAAUUUUCCUUCUCUUAGUUUCUAUCUACACAGGCAUUAAUUUUGUCCUGAAAGUACAACAGCCUCAGGCUGGAGAGACGGUUCAGCAGUUAACACAAAGCACCAUCCCUGAAGAGAACGUGAGUUCCAUUCUUAGCACCUGCAUCAGGCACCCACAGUCACCUUUAACACCAGCUCCUCGGCAUCCAACACCUCUGGCCUCGACAGGCACCUCUAGUCAUAUGCAAGCCUCCAUUCAAACACACACACACACACACACACACACACACACACACACACACGCGUGCGUACACAUAAUUAGAAACAUUUUUUUAAAUACAUCGGUCUUAUAUUGGUUUGGUAUUUUAUCUCCUAUAGAGAGCCUAUACUCCUUAUCUCUUCACCAAUAUUUAUAUUCACCUUGUCUGACUUCUCAAUAUUUAGAACUCACAACCCAAAUAUCUCCUUAAAGUCCUUGUGUAGCAGGCUUUCUUUCGGGCCACGAACCAGCUCCCAAAUCUUGACACACAGACUUAUUAGUUACGAAUACUCAGCCUUAUCUAAUGCUUGUCCCACUAGCUCUUACAAUUUAAAUUAACUUGUUUCUUUUCAUCUACAUUUUGCCUUGGUGUAUUUUACCUUUCUUUCAUUCUGUAUGUCUUAACUCCAUGUAUAUAGCUUGCUGGUGAGUGCCUGGAUAAAUGGCCCUGCUCAUUUCUCUCUCUUUCUCCCUCAUUCUCUCUUUUCUUCUCUCUUCUCUCUGGAGCUUAGAUUCCUCCUCCUACAUAUUCUCUCUGCCCACCAGCCCCACUUAUUAGUUAUUCAGCUUUUUAUUAGACCAAUAAGGUGCCUUAGGCAGGCAAGGUAAAACAGUAACACAUCUUUCAUCGUUAAACAAAUGCAACACACCUUUACAUAGUUACAGGAAUAUUCCACAAUGGCCUUGCCUGACUGUCUGUUAAGACAUAAGAUGAUCUUAUGCAUCUCUUUAUAACUUCAUAAACUUGUUCACCUCAGGACAGUUCUACAUGCUUACAAAGUCUCCUUUAUCUGCAUUACUAUUCCUCCCAUAUAAUUCCCACUCAACAAACUUUAGAACAAUGCUAUGUCUAACCAUGUUGUAUACAAAGAUUUUCACAUUUCAAAAAAUAAUUGUAAAAGAGAUCUCUUACAAUGACUUAAAUUUAUUUCAAUUAUUCUCCACUUCAUAUGGUUUUCUAGUCUUUUCCUUCUAUGUUCUUUUGGGAAUUUCUAAUUUAUGAGUUACCAUCAUAACUCAUCAUAAACAACAUCAUUGUUAGUUGGUCCCACCAGAGUCCCGGAAUUUGUCCACUGUUUUCCAGGCAGUGUCUGUACAGGCUGUAAGUGACACAAGUAUCUUUCUUAGCCUGUUAUCCUGGUGCUUAUUAUUCUGGUGGCUCAGAUGAAAAGCAUGACUGAAGUCUAAUACUUUGUCAUAGUUAAUGGCUGUGAAACAAAGUCUUCUAUUUUACAGAUGUGAAGAAGUUUCCUAAGUAUUUGAUAUUUCACAUUCUUUCCUGUUAAGUCUAUUUUAAUACUUUAGUCUCUGAAUCUCAGUGUAACUUCAGGAGACUAAACAUACUACACUAAGCAUCAUGAAUAUAUCUGACAACUAUAUGUAUGUGUAUUGAAGAUACAAAUCAUUAACUUAAAAAACUGUAGAAAUAUGCCUAUCAUUGAGUCUUACACUACCACAUCCUACCAGACCUUUCUCUAUUCAAUAUUUAAAAAAUAUCUAGAGGUCAGUGAUCUGUUUAUAUUGCCACUCAACCUUUUCAAAACUACAAAAGGCAUUAAGUGCCUUACUACACUCAAGGAUUAAGGAAAUAAUGGUUUAUUAACAAUAGCUUUUAUUUGAUGCCAUGGACAAUUAGGAGCACUAGUGAAAAUGUAAGUAACAUCAGCAUUCUCAGAUAAGAAUGUAUAUAAACAUGUUCCCAAGUAUCUAACAAUUAUCAUAAUAUGAAUUCCUAUACAUUUUGUCCUAGGAGUUUUCGAUCCUUGGAAACAACUGACAAGAAUGAGAAGUCUGCAUAGUCAAAGCAACAAUAUUUUUCAUACAUGCAAAAGAUGAGAAAACAAGACUAUAUAAAAUAUGCUAACCUCAUUUUACUUAUAUAUUUAUAUACAUACAUAUAUAUUGCUUAAAAUCCACAUUGAAUUUAUUCUGACAUUGUUGGUUUUAAUUAAAUUAUGCAUAUCUUAAAAAGAGGAAAGGGAAGAUGAAAGACCGACUUCAAGAAUUAAAACAGAAAACCAAGGAAAUCGAACUCUCUCAGGAUAGUCGUGUGUUUCCAGAAGCAGAGGAACAAGGGGAACUUGUCCAGCAAGCUGUUAUUUAUGAGAGAGAGCCAGUAGCUGAGAGACACCUACAUGAGAUCCAGAAACUGCAGGAGACUAUCAACGGCUUUGCUGAGGAUGUUCAAAGGUUUGGACAGCAACAGAAAAGUCUGGUGGCUUCCAUGAGAAGGUUUAGCCUACUUAAACGAGACUCGACCAUUGCAAAGGAGAUCAAAAUCCAAGCCGAACACAUUAACAGAGCACUGGGUGACUUAGUCAAAGAAGUAAAAAAGUCAGAGGUUGAAAAUGGUCCAUCAUCAGUGGUUACAAGGAUACUUCAGUCUCAGUAUGCCGCCAUGUUCCGCCACUUUCAGCAAAGCAUGUUUCUAUACAAUGAAACAAUAGCUUCAAAGCAAGAGAAGUGCAAGACAUUCAUUGUCCGUCAGCUUGAAGUAGCUGGAAAGGAAGUGUCUGAAGAAGAAGUGAAUGACAUGCUUCAGCAUGGAAAAUGGGAAGUUUUCAACGAAAGCUUACUCACAGAAACCAGCAUCACGAAAGCACAGCUCUCAGAGAUUGAACAGAGACACAAAGAGCUUGUGAGUUUGGAGAACCAAGUUAAGGACCUCCGGGACCUUUUCAUUCAGAUCUCUCUUCUGGUAGAGGAACAAGGAGAAAGCAUCAACAACAUCGAAGUAAUGGUGACCAGCACAAAAGAUUACGUUAUCAAUACUAAAGAGAAAUUUGGACUCGCUGUCAAAUACAAAAGGAGAAACCCCUGCAGGGCCCUGUGCUGUUGCUGCUGCCCAUGCUGUGGCUCCAAAUAAAGAUGCUAUUUUAGAAGCUUCUCAGGGGUUAGGAGUAAGGUUUCCACAUUUCAGAGCCUUGUUUUGGUUGUCUUUAUUUCAUGAGUCCAGUCCCAUACAUUCUAUCACUGCUAACAGCUCAUUUUCCCCUUUAACAUUUGCCUUUUAAAGUUACAGAAAUGCUGAAGCCAGUGACACAAGACAAGCAUUUUUCUUAAAAUUUCCAGAUUAACUACAAAAAGUUAAAUUGAAAGAUUUUACAUUUCUAGAAAAAUAUUGAGUUCUACUGUUAAUUUCUGUAGUCUUAAAAUGACUAUUCAAACAAGUGGUAACUACUAAUCUGGCUUAGUUGAGAAUAUUUUGGUAAUUAAGAGUUGUAUAAAACAAAGUCUCAACAGAUGCCACGGACCAUCAAAAUGAAGCUAAAAUGCCAAGUAAGUCUUUACCACAGAUAGAUGAGUAAACCUGAUGAUCAUUACGUCCCGGAAAAACCCACUCAUAGACUUGAUGAAGAAUUUGUCUAUGCUUAACAAUGGUGACUGUCAAGCAUAAGACUUACAGUGAGGUAAGACUGUUUUUAUGAACUUGGAUGAAAAAACUGAAUUAAAUACAGAUUAGAGGCUUGACAAAGUCAAAGUAAAAGCAACUGUGUUCUAGAACACGUGACAUCACUUUGUGAUGAAGUAUAAAUUAAUGACGAGUCCUAAGCAGUCUUCAACUUUGAGAUGAUCCUCCUGACAGCCUCCAGGGAGCUUGGAUGACACAGGAAUGCACCACUGAGCCCAUUCUGAUCUUUUUCUUUAAACCUGGUCUUUUAUUUUACCCCAGGUGCACUGUCCUUUUCUGUAAUGGAGCAGGUCACUCUAGAGGUUCGAUACUCUUUGUUUCUUAUGCCUGAAGUAAAUUUGUUCUUACUAUCACCAAUUUUAUGUUCACUGGAAUGUUGUCUCUUGUGGGUGGGUGGAUGGCAGACACCAUAAAGAUAUUUAGUCUUCCCACUCGAAGAUAUGAUGUGUCUUCAUUUAUUUAUACAUUUAUUUUAGUUACUGGAAAACUCUUACCAUUCCCUACAUAUGAAAGCACCAUGGCCAUCUUUGUGACAUUUUUGUUUUGUUUUGCUUCUAUUGCUAUUUCUCUCCAGUAAAUAUUUGCCACUGUUGUCAAUCAAAGAUAUAAAAUACUUGCCUUUGAGAAAGUCCUUCCCCAACUAGUCACCCUAGCAAGGCCAUCCUGAUGACCUGUGGCAUCUCCUCACCCUUACUUUAAGUAUCUGCUUGAACUUAAUACCAUCUUCUAGAUCUGUUUGUUACUUGCUUCUGUGUUAGCAUGUGAAUUUCCAAUGGAUUUCCUGUGCAAGACCAACCAAUAUCCAUAGGUCUCUAAGAGUACUUUUUUUUAAAUUUACUCAGUUAUCUCAUUUCCCUUGUACACUGUCUUCCGUCCUUAUAAUAUGGAAGGCUGUGUUUCUGCUCCAACCCAUGGCAUCUUCAUUUGCCCCCGAUUCCACCCUUGUGUUUGCAGUUUUUCUUCUCUUUGAAAUAUCUGGAGUGAGCUCCUCCUCUGGGUCACUGUCUUCAGCACAGUGCUCUGUGUUUCCUGUAUCAGGUGCCCUUGAGUGAGCCCUUCACAUCUCUUCAGGACUGACUCCUUACUGGAGGGUUCUGUUUAAACUCUUGGCCAGAGCGGUGGAAAAAAAAAAAAAGUGAGAGAAUUCAUCUGUGACAAUUUCCUUAAAGACCCUUAAGACAAAGUUAUCAAUUGAGAGGAGCAGAGUUAAGGGAGCAAGAGGAUGAAUGAAACAAUCAGGUCAGAGGGAAGGAUUGAGUCAUCCUGGAAAAUGGCAGGAGAAUAACCAGGGGGUAUGCAGGGCCCAUCUGAACGUAUUGGGAUAACUUUCAUGUGAUCUCUGCCAGGACACACAUGCGCUUUUAACCUCGCCAUGCUCAGCAGCUUGAAUGCUGGCAGAGAAAGCGAGGAUCCCUGUCUGCUCAGGGUGGCGGCUCUCCCACACCUGUGCAAUGCAAGAAGUGUGUGUUGGGAAAGCUGGGGAAAGGGAAAGGAUUAAAUUGCCACGUUACACCAUGGUAAAAGUACUACAAAGUAAUCUUAGUUCACAAAUGUAAAUUGAAUUUCUUUUUAUCCUGUCAGUUACCAAGUAUCACUGUGGGAAGAGAUGUUUCACGUGUCCCAGCUUCAAAUGCUUACAGCAGCAUGAUGAAAAAGACCCUGUAAGACUGAUGAAAAACUCCAAAGCUGACUGGGCAGUUACAGUUAUCACCCCCACCGUUCCUUUUAAGUUUCUAUUGAGAGUUUUACGUAUACCUGGUUACAGCUGUUCUUAAAUUAUUUAUCAUGAAAACUAGAUUAUUAAGAACUAUUUAAUAUGCAUCAGUUCAAUUAUGCCCAGAUGGACGUACAAAAAGUUCUGUUAGUAUUUUAUCAUGCUUAUAAAGUAAGAAUGAAGCCCAGACUUGUUGCAAAGCCGUUAAUAAUAUUCUAUUUCAUUGCUACAUUCUUUAUCAUAAUAAUAUGAGUUAUACAUAUUAAUGCGUUCAAAAAUGGCAUCCCUGCACGUGCAUUAUUGUACUUGAUCUUAUCCACCUUCUUCUGUCUCUCACUCUUCUCUGGUAGCUGCUUUCUAUUCUCAAGUUUGCCUCCCUCCAGCCUCCAUGGAUUCUACAUUCUAUAUAGAAGAGAAAAAAAUGUUACAUUUGUCUUUCUCUCUCUGGAUAAUUUCACUUAACCUGGUGAACCGACUUGCUUCCAUUUCUUACAAAUGACUUGAUUUUGUUCUUUUACGUUGCUUCUGUGUUGAUUUCCACCUAGGCUAAUGCCAUAUCAUAGCUAUGGCAAAUAAUAACUUAUGUCUAUGUCCUCAAUUGCUUAGUAUUAACCUAACCUAAGCAACAAGGACAAUAUAUUUAAUCAAAAAUUAAAUAUUUUGUAUACUUUAUUUCCACACUUAAUACAAAGUAAAAGCAUCAAUCUUUUUCUUAGUAUAACUAUCUGAAAGAGAAAACUAAUUAUUGAAAGAGUUGAUGGAACAACAUUAGGAAUCUGCUGGCUCUGGAAACAGAAGUCAAAAAUAACAAAUUAAAAAAAAAGAACGAUUAAAGUCCUUUGGGUGCAUGUUAACACCACUAAAUUGGAUUAAGUGGUUUGAAUUCAUCUAACAGUUUGAAGCACUGUACCAUCAGCAAUAAUAUUCCGAUCCAUUUACAGAACAGUAGGAACACUCUUUCAUUAUCUGAAUCCACAUGUCGGCACAGGCAUGCACACGCUUGCUCAUUUACAAGCAGAGUCAUAGAGAGAAUUGGUAACUGUCCUGACCGUGUGGUGGUUGCACACCUGUAACCCCUAGCUUGGGCUGGAAGGUUACUGGGACUUCCACAUCAGCCUGGGCUACAGUGAGACCUUGUCUCAAGGAAACAAAGAAAGAAAGAGGAAGAAGGGAAACAACAGUAGGGGAGGAGGGAAAGGGCAUCUCCUGAGGGCUGUCUGAUUCCAAAGGUCUCACCCUCAAAAUACUGAAGGUCUGGGGUGAAAAUUAAAGCGGGAGGUCCAUGGCAACGUGUUGAUGCCUACCUAGCAACACAGUCAAGUAUCUGUUCUUCGUGAGCUUUAAAGAGUGUGACAGUGACAGCAGCGUGCAGCAUGCAGUGACAAAGGCCGGAGUGCAAGUCCACAGUGUGAGCAAAUGAAGAUGGCAGCCGCGAGAGGAUCCACAGCAGCACAGCUCCCAACAACGGAACUGUAGCUUCAGUGUGUAGUGGACUUGGAGGAUGAAGCUGAUCAAGGCAAUCAGACCUGUGUUAAAUAAUUCCUGGUCAUGUGAUUUGGGGGUCCACAGUAAAGACCUAUCACUAUAUGGUAAGAUGCAUCACUAUUCUGAUAGCUAAACUGGACUAGCACAGGCUGAAUUCUUAGUAUCCUGAAAAGAAAUUUUUGCUGGUGGCUUCAGGAUGAAAAUAUUAGACAACUCGACUGGACUUCAAAAAGGUAACAGGCAGAGUGAUUUAUUAUCUCUCUAAGGACAACUGUCUAGACUACACAAGAAAGAGAAAGUCUACAAAUGGCACCCAUCUUCCCAGAACAUUGCUAUCAACUGCAGAUAAUGAAAAUUUCAAUAUAUUAAGUUAUAGAAUAAAACUUACAGUUUCACUUAUUUAAUAGGAAAUCAAAUAGUGCCUUGUUCAUUAAUUCAACAUGUAGUAGGUAUUCAGUAUUUGUUGAAUUAAUAUAGGCAUAGAUGCAUAUAUACACAAAAGAAAAUAUCAAAAAAAAAAAUAAAUGACUACUUGGUUAAAAAGAACUACUCUAUUGGUAGCAAAUAGUGAUUCCAGGAAGUCACUGUUUAAAUAUUUUCAAAGACUACUUUAGCCUGUAGGGCUCAGCAAAGGUCACC